Molecule: messenger RNA, 3001 nt
Organism: Nylanderia fulva
Lineage: Eukaryota; Metazoa; Arthropoda; Insecta; Hymenoptera; Formicidae
Gene: Hs3st-A
Product: Heparan sulfate 3-O sulfotransferase-A
Molecular function (GO): [heparan sulfate]-glucosamine 3-sulfotransferase activity
Source: RefSeq, a predicted model, not a curated record
CCCGCCAGUCGUUCGGCGCAGCUGGAGGAGGUUAGGUCGGGUCGUGUUCGUCGCGAAUGUACGGCGCUUCACGGCGCACCGCGACGAUCGUCGACGGACACCCCGUCGCAGCGGAUACGCGUCGUCGAGUAGCGAGUAGUUUUUCACCCCGUCAUCUCCGACCUCUCGCGCGCUCGCUCGCUGGCGAGGGUUCGUCGCGAGGGGCAAAGUCGAUCGUUCUCCUCGUCGCAGUAACGGGGGCGAGCCUCUCCUCUCUCUCUCUUUCUCUCGCUGCACCCCGCUUCUUCAUCCCCCGCGCGCGCCGACUCUCAUCCCUUCGACGGCGUCUCAUCGUCCCCGUCUGUAGCCGGUUAUAACAUAACGUCGCCCUCGUCUCUCGCUCGUGUGUGACAUCGCACCUGUCAUCGUGACCCGUCAAUACAACCCCCAAACGGAGACGGAGGAUAGCCAGCACCGUGUGUUCCCGGCCUAGUGACCUGACCUUGGAUCGGCCCGACCAAAGUUUCGCAUCAUCGAUAUGUAUGGAUUUUGAAAUUUCUAUUUCCAACAAGUCUCGAGGGAUUGUGCAGCUAGACGCGACGAAAAAAGAAACUCCAAAAAUGUGAACGUAUAAGGAAAGGCAAAUGCCCAACAAGGCACGGCCUCGUCAAGAGUGGUCUCCUCAAUCUCCUAUAGAUGUCUUGUGGAUGUCCCGCUCCGCCAUGAGGCCGGCCGAGGGUGACGUGUCGGAUUGCAUCCUGGUGGUCGGCGUAUCCAGAUCGAAGAUGGCCGUCGCCUUCCUGUCGGUCGCUCUGCUAUCCCUCUUCCUCACCUUCCACAUACUUUACGACAGCGCCGUUUACAGCCUCCACGCGGUCUCCGCCGUCGAAGGACGCACGGUCGAGUUGGUCUCCCAGGUACGCGCGACGCCGCCGCUCCUUUUCUCAACUUCCAAGGUACACUUUCCGCGAACGAAUCGCCAUCUCCCCCAGGCCAUCAUAAUCGGCGUACGCAAAUGCGGCACGAGGGCGUUGCUGGAGAUGCUCUUCCUGCACCCGCAGAUACAGAAGGCGGCCGGCGAGGUCCACUUCUUCGACCGCGACGACAAUUACGGGAAGGGUCUGGAAUGGUAUCGACGAAAAAUGCCGUACUCGUUUAAGGGACAGAUCACCAUCGAGAAGAGCCCGAGUUACUUCGUGACCCCCGAGGUACCCGAGAGAAUUCGCGCGAUGAACGGCAGCGUCAAGCUGCUGCUGAUCGUCCGGGAACCAGUUACUCGAGCGAUAUCGGAUUACACGCAAUUGCGCACGCACGCAGCGACCGCGUCCACGUUGACCAAUGUUAACAAUGGUACGCCACAACAGCAGCAACAACAAACGACCCGCUCUUUCGAGGAGCUCGUUAUACGACCCGAUGGUACCAUUAACGAAUCCUACAGACCGGUCGCCAUCUCUCUCUACCACACGUAUAUGCACCGUUGGCUGGAGGUGUUCCCGAGGGAGCAGAUCCUCAUAGUGAACGGUGAUCAGUUGAUCGAAGACCCGGUGCCGCAGCUGCGCCGAAUCGAGAAUUUUCUCGGGCUUGAGUCGCGUAUCGGUCGGCACAACUUCUACUUUAAUCACACCAAGGGCUUUUACUGUCUGAGAAACGAGACCUCGGAGAAGUGUCUGAAGGAGAGCAAGGGUCGCCGUCAUCCGCGCGUCAGUCCGAUGGUCGUGACGAAGCUGAGGAAGUUCUUCAACGAGCACAAUCAACGCUUCUACGAGCUGGUCGGUGAAGAUCUCGGCUGGCCGGAGGAAUAACCAUUGUGGAAAGUACCGGCUCGUUGGUUGUCGACGCGGGUCGCGCACGAUCGUUUAACUAGGAUCGAAUAUCCUUUCGUCACCGAAGAAGAGACCCCGUUACCAAUCAGCGGUGAAAUUCACCACUGCGAGAAGAUCCGAGAGCUGACGUCGUCGUUCCUGGACUCUUGGGGGAUUACAUCGUUUCCAUCGACAACCAUAUCUCUGAUCUGACCUCUUCGGGGACACCGACAAGGAUAAGUAGUUUAUUUAUUAAAGUAGUUAAUUGAGCCCUUUGUUUUUUUUUCUUUUUUUUUUUAGAAAAAGAGAUGUAACGGGCUGAUGUUACACACGAUGAGAAAGAGAGAGAGCAUCGACGUUGACGGAUGCACGCGAGAGCGUCUUGUUAUUAAAUUAUCAGACGUGUACGCGUAUGUAUACAAGGACACGCACACAUGAAUGUAUACACAUACAUACACACAUGUACACAGACACAAAGUUACAAUAACGCCGGCCAAAAUAAAAUAGAGACGCGGAUCCGCGAGACAAACCGCAAUCGCUUCGCGGAUCCACGCGGCAUACGGAUCACAUUGGUCCGUGACUUUACAUAUCAAUUUUACAUAUCGAUAGUUUACAUAUCAAUAGGUUAACUAGUUCGUACGACAAAGAUUGAAUAUUUUUAUAAUCCACAUUGGAAGUUGUUAUAUCGCUUAUGUCGUUAAGGAUAUUACAUAUAAUACGCGAGGGAUCUCUCUCUCGCGACGAUCAAAAAGGAUCGAAAGUUUUAUUUAUUGCGCCCCGCGCAUGCACGAUCCACUAUAUAUAUAUAUAUCAUCGUGAAGGAGAGAAAGGAAGGGAAUAAUUACGCCAAUUCGCGUUUUUUUUUUUUUUUGGCGAAUAAAAAAAAAUUCGAAAGCAAAAACCGAACACGCGAUCUUUUAUUUCUCGCCGACUCUAUUUCUUCCCUCUCGCGGAAGAACGUUCUUCUCCAUCGUUCUCUGACACUGGAUAUCGGCGCAAGCGUUCCUCUGGGAACACGAAGAGAAGUAGGGUGGAAUCCGACCAGCCGCGAAUAAACUCGUCAGCGAUGGAUGUAAGGGCUUCGCCGAGAGGCUACGUCGUACAAAUCUUUAUAAUCGAUUAUUUUCCAAAUCCCGAUAGAGAGCUUGCAAAACGCGCGCGCGUCCGCACUGACGGAAAAAUUUGUUAACUUGACUCUAAAACCUUUCAACAGAAUUACU